UGACUCGAGUUUGUCGAGUUAAAAGACAAAAGUUAUGGAAUUCCUCGCACACUCCGAGAGACAGUUGGAGUGCGUUGACAGUGGUGAGGUGCCGGCAAGACGUGGAAGAUAGCUUGCUUGCACUCUGUUGCUAGAUAAUCGUCUUCGCGUGUUCUGUUCUCGGAGUUUGUGAGUUAACGCCAGUCUCUCGGUCGCGGUGUGGGUGUGUGUGUGUAUGUGCAUCGGUAUCAGUGAACGUGUGUGACCACCGCUGUGGAUUCUCAGGUAAAGCGUGCUUGCUAUUGCUAGCAUCAGUGUAUCUAGGCCAAGCAUGGGGCCGUUACACUUUGAUGCCAGUCCCGGCUAUUUUGCGUCGGUUCUGCUCGUUUUGACCUGUGUUUUGACUACUACGGUUCACGGCCAAAGUUCCAUGUCCGAGGAGAUGAUUGUUUUGGCAAACCGUGGCAUCGUUGUACCGUUGGGAAGGUCAGUUUACGUUUCGCCUGAUGACCUGCAAAUCCGAGUGCGGCCCAGUGACAAGUGCGUGGUCACUGUGCUAGAGAAUGACCCCUUGUCUCAGAGGCCGGGCAGACUCAUGCCGUCCAGCUUCCCGUGUAACUUUGGCGCUCAAGAUCUCAUUUACUCCCACUUUGGCUCGAGAAACCCACCCAAUGACGUGAUUCGCGUGCAGAUCCGUUAUGACACUUUCAGGGAGACGAUUCUCAUCCCACUGGCCAUUCACGUGGAGGUGUCGUUCAUGCAGCUGGAGGUGAUCGUCAGGAACAUGCCCAUCACCGUGGACAAACUGAUGGGCGUGAGUACUCCCAUAGACGAGAACCAUCUCGAGUUUGACUACGCACGAGGCCUGGAGCAGUGUAAGUUGUCCGUCCUGCCCAGAGAAAGCGGCCAGCCGAGGUACGGCUUUGUCAUGAACGACAGCUCCAUCCUGCAGAUGGUGGACUGCGACGACUUUCUCCGACUCGGAGUUCGCUACAAGCACAACGCCACCACCAACUCUCCCAACAAAGAUUACAUCCCUCUCGUCGUGGAGAUCAUCGACCCUGAAGGCCAAGUUGCCAAACGAGAGUAUUUCCAAAUGCUCGUUCGUAUUCUCGACGGAAAAGAAAACGAGCGGCCCAGCCCUGAGUUCAGCGCCAAGUUAAGCAUGGAGGUAGACCAGUUCGUGAUGACCGCUCUGACACCAGACGUUUUGGCCGCCGAAGACGUCGAAACUCCAUCAGAUUUUCUCAUUUUCAACAUCACGAAACCACUGGCUCCCGGAGAAGGGUACUUCGUGAGUACCGACGACAGGAACCAACUAAUCACCUCCUUCUAUCAGCGCGACAUAAGAGAUCUGAAGAUCGCGUACAAACCACCAGAGGAAGACUCCGAUGUGCGACGUGUCGUUUUCAUCGACAUGCAGGUCAUGGAUUCAGAUGGUGCGCUCUCCGACCCCUUUAUUCUGAUGGUCGUUGUGAAACCGAUGAACACCCUAGCCCCCGUAGUCACCACGAACCAAGGCAUCCAGCUGUUUGAGGGCCAGUCCAGAGCCCUGAGGGCGGACUCGAACUUCCGAGUUUCUGACGAAGAUAACUUAGAGAACGUCAGGAUCUCCGUCGCCAACGGCUUACGUCACGGAACUUUGACCAUCCCAGAGGGCCGUAAGUUCUUCACGCCGGCUGACUUGAGGGCCGGCUCUGUGGUGUACACUCACGACGACUCGGACUCUUACUCAGACAACAUUAUCUUCCGCAUGAACGACGGCGAGAACACUGUAGAGUUCCUCUUCCCCAUCUGGGUUUUCCCGGAGGAUGACGAGGCGCCACAGAUUCAGUAUAACACCAUGCUGGAGAUCAACAAACACGAUCUAGCGGAGAUUACGCCCUUCCUCCUCAGCGCCACGGAUGCUGAUACGGACGACGCGCUCAUCAGAUUUAUUUUAGAGCCACCUUACUCCGAAGAAGGAAUCUUCUUGAAGCGUCAAUUCCAAAUACCAGAAGACCCUGAUGACUGGCAGUUUACUGAAGGCGUUUACGAACAAAUUGUAGACGAAUUCACCCAGGGGGAUAUUGUGGACGGCAAAAUCUUCUACCAGCAUGUCGGCGAGCACCGCUCCGAUUUUAUUAUGGACAAUAUCAAAUUUUUCGUGGUGGACUCUGCUGACCCUCCCAACAGGUCCAACCAGACGACGUUUGUGGUCAAGAUCGCGCCAGUGGAUGACCAGUUGCCUUACGUGUACCCGAAUACGUCGCUGCACAUGGAUGUGGAGGAGUUUGAGAUGACAGAGUUUAAGCGGAGGUUUAUGCGUUAUACUGAUGACGACCAGGUACCACGUGACCACCCCACCCUUUGACACAGACUCCAACACUCCCAUGGAGUCUGGCAUCAUCACGUUCUGCGAGGACCCGGAUGUGCCAGUGAUGACCUUCACCCAGGCCCAGGUCAAUCACCGGAAGAUCUGCUACCAGCCGCCCACAGAGGAGCUCGGUGUCAUCCCCAGGAUUCUUCAGUUCGUUUAUGACGUCGAGGACUCCAACGGUAACCUGCUCAAGGACGAGAAGUUCACAAUUCUACUCCAGCCGUUGGACAACCAGCCGCCAGAAGUGACCAACGGAGGCGUGCAGGUGUUGGAGGGCGGCUUCACUGUCCUGAAUACAGAAAUGUUGGACGUGCAAGACCCAGACACGGAGGAGGAGAACCUCAUGUUUGUUGUCAUGGAGAUCCCAGCUCAUGGACAGAUCAAGAUGAAGGACGAGGUAAUGGAGGUUGGGGAUUUCUUCACCAGAAGCGACAUUCAAGACGGAAAUAUCGUCUACUACAACAACGGCGAGGAGAUCGGGGACGACAAGUUCAUGAUCGAUAUCUCGGACGGCAUCCACCAUGUCCCGGUCAAGUUCAAGGUGGGAAUUAAGGGCGUGGACGACGAGGUUCCCGCUCUUGUCGGCGUCCAAUCGGAAGUGUUGCGCAUUGUGCUGGAGGUGAAGGAGAACUCCGUGGCACCGUUGUCUCCCGAGAACAUCCGCGCCGUCGACCCGGACUCGGAUGACAUGUUGGUUAAGUUCACGGUAGAGAGAAAGCCUUACGAGGGCGUGCUGCUGAGAGGAACGGAGGAAACCAUCCAGUUCACUCAGUCCGACAUUGUGGCCGGUCUUAUAAUGUACGAGCACACAGGAGGGGAGAUAGGACUCACCGCACGUGACGACUAUUUCGAGCUGUCGCUCGCCGAUCCCAACAAGGAAAUCGUACGAGACGGAGACAAAAUCAACAAGAUUCUUGUGGAGGUUAAAAUAUUGCCUCAUGACAACGAGGCUCCUAUUGUCUCGGUCGAGGCUCCUUUUGAAGUCCUAGAGAGCGAGAAGGCCACCAUUUUCACCCGCCAUCUUGACGCUACUGAUGUGGAUACAGAAGAUGGUGACAUCUUGUGUCUAAUAAUAGCCCAGCCAAUGAACGGCUACCUUGAGAAUAUCUCCCCGGCCCCAGGAUCCGAAAAAUCUCGUGUGGGAAAACCCAUAUCAUCGUUCACUAUCAGAGACAUUCGGUCUGAGCACAUUAACUACGUACAGAGUCUUCACAAAGGAAUCGAACCCAGGGAGGAUUCCUUCAUCUUCCAUUGCUCUGACGGUCUCAACCAGUCCCCAGAUGUGAGGUUUGACAUAGAGAUUUAUCCGGCGAACGACGAAGAACCUGAAAUAUCUCUCAGAGAGUUUAUCGUUGUCGAGGGUGGUAAUCUGAGAAUUGAUUUGCCUAUUCUGAACGUUCUGGACAAAGACGAACCAGUGGAUCGGCUGACCUUUGUGAUUACAGAGCAGCCGAAACACGGCAAGAUCGUGAGACAGACUCGGGACGGAAGCUUCCGCAUCCAGAACUUCACCUUGGACGAUAUAUCUGGCGAUUCCACAAUCGAAUACGAGCAUGACGACAGUGAGACGACUUCGGAUGGGUUUGCCUUCUAUCUCAUCGAUGGAGCUCACAAUAUCUCCCGGACCGUCCCGAUCAAAGUCUACCCUCUAGAUGAUGAAACACCCCGGCUGACCAUCAAUAACGGACUGCAGAUCGAUACAGCAGGAGAAACGAAGUUAAUCACAAAUAAAAUGUUGAAGGCUGAGGAUCUUGACUCUAAUGACCCCGAUCUUAUGUAUUUUGUCCGCCUGAAGCCCAAACAUGGCUACUUGCGGAUGGAACUGAGCAGUGGAGGACACGUGAACAUCACGCAGGGAGGCAACUUUACUCAGAGAGAUAUUAACAAAAGGAGGAUCGAAUACGUCCACAACGGAAUCGAGGGAGUUCGAGACUUGAUCAAAUUCGAUAUCAGCGACGGUCUGAACUCUCUCAUCGACCGUUAUUUCUAUGUCACAGUAGAGGGCCUGGACAUGCUUUUCCCGCGCGUCAUCAACAAAGGCGUGGAGCUUCCUGAAGGCGGUAUGGUAGUUCUGACGACUGACCUACUUAGUGGUACCGACCUCAACACUCCGGACGAGUCCUUGACCUUCAUCGUGACCCGUGCCCCGGGUCGAGGUCAUCUUGAGACAUCCGACAUGCCCGGAGUGCCCAUCUCCACCUUCACACAACUCCAACUGGCGGGGAAUAAAAUCCGUUACGUCCACAACACUCAGGACGAAAUGAAGAUGGACAGUUUCGAGUUCGAGGUCACCGACGGGUACAACCCAGUCACCCGGACCUUCCGUAUAUCACUCAGUGACGUAGACAACAGGAAACCUGUCCUGAUGUUCCAGACGCUCCGACUCAAAGAAGGAGACAACAAACUCAUCACGCCGUUCGAGCUGAAAGCGGAAGACCGAGACACCCGCGCCGAGAAGGUGACCUUCACCGUCACGCAGGUCCCCAUCCACGGCCUUAUCUUGUUCAACACCUCCCGUGUCGUCACAGUUUUCACGCAAGAGGACCUCAACCAAAACCUCAUCAGCUACCAACACGACGGUUCAGAAACGGCCGAAGACAGUUUCUCCUUCACCGUAACGGACGGCACCCACUCAGAUUUCUUCGUCUAUCCUGACACCGAGCUGACAACCCGACGACCCCAGACGAUGGCCAUCGAGAUUCUGCCGAUAGACAACGGGAUCCCUCAGAUCAGCAUCAACCGAGGGGGGUCCUACUUGUCGGAGCUGGCAGGCGACCAUCUGGGAUUUCGCAUCGGGAGCCGGGCGCUGAGCACCGAGGAUCGAGACUCGGCUGAUGACAGUUUGCUGUAUUCCGUCAGUUCACAGCCCAAGUGGGGCUACCUUAUCAACAGGGCCAUCGGCAACCGCAGUAUCAGUAACUGGACGCAAGGUGAGAAUCUUUUCAGGAGCUAAGCGUUGUUUGCUUUCGACGUGUCAUUUGCAUCAUCAUCAUCUUCAUCAUCAUCAUGAUCAUCAUCAUCAUCAUCAUCAUCAUCAUCAUCAUCAUCAUCAUCAUCAUCAUCAUCAUCAUCACCGUUAACAAUAACACUAGUAACACACAUAUACCCAAGAACAGUUAUAUUAACAGCCUCCUUUUCCUCGUCCUCGUCCUCGUCGUCGUCGUCCUCCUCCUCCUCCUCCUCCCCUGUUUUUUUUAAAACUAACAUUUUCAUCGACUCUGUUGUCACCAUCUUCAAAAAGUAUAUCUCGUUCAUAACCUCUUCAUCAUCAUUAUCAUCAUCCGAAUAAGAUGAUGCAGAUGAUACACGAAAUUUAAGAACAAUAAUUAUAAAUUAUUAUAUCUCUUCGCUCGUGAACAUCCUAAAAGAAAAGAAAAAGGUAAAUAUUAACCUUUGAUCUCUUCACAGAUCAGCGAGGUUGUCCGAUCGUAAAUGCCCGUGGCGCUUUGUACAUACCUACGUGGCUGUUUAUGUCUUCUUUCUCGCACGCUCUACU
Molecule: messenger RNA, 5834 nt
Organism: Aplysia californica (California sea hare)
Lineage: Eukaryota; Metazoa; Mollusca; Gastropoda; Aplysiida; Aplysiidae
Product: extracellular matrix protein 3
Biological process (GO): homophilic cell-cell adhesion
Cellular component (GO): membrane
Molecular function (GO): calcium ion binding
Source: RefSeq, a predicted model, not a curated record